AUGAAAGAAUUUUUUAAAAAUUACAGUUUGCCUAAAUAUACAGAAAUUGUGUGUAUGUUAACAUUAGGAAUUGUUUUACAAAUGACAGAUGGAUCCCCAUUCACGUUAAAAAAAGGUUUGACGAUUGUUUGGGAAACUGAUUUACCUUCAGAAUAUUUCAGUCCAGUUGAUGCAGCUCCAGGUAUAAUGUUGAUAUGGCUUCUUAUUUCUGCAGUUAAAUCAAUAGGUAUGACUUUUUUCGAAGCCUUAACCGGAGUUUAUGUUUGCAGUGCAUUUGGUUCAAUUCGAAACGAUUGUAUUGAAUUUUUUUUAUCUAAAUCUGUUGAAAUAAUUUUUGCUACUUACCUCUGGGUUAGCGUUUUGUAUGUUUAUCAAGAUAUGAGAAGAAUAAGAGAAAAUCAAAAGAAACCCGAAAGUUGGGAUGAAUUUUUUAACCAAAUAGGUUUUAGACGUCCGAGAACUAGAAGUCUAAUGGACGAAUCGAUAUUAAAAAAAACAGCUUGCCUUAAUAAUUUUGAAUUUAGAGACGUUCCACAAAUUAUUUUACAAAUGUUGAGAAGAGAAGAAGACAUGUCGAGAGAUUCACUUUUAGGUCCCGGCAUGAUGUUGGCAUCCGUAUCGAAUUUUGGAAGUUUUGACGAUUUGAAAACAUCUCAUUCAUUGGGAGAAUUAGGAUUGUUCGAUUUAAAAUCCGUAGAAGUCAUGGAAAUAGACGAUCGUGAAUUAUUAAAACCUUCCGAAAAAGCUCUUAAAUUUCUUAAAAUGAAUUGGGAUGACGUGGAAAACACGGUUAAAAAUCGACAACCUUUGAACAAAAACAUUUUUAAAAUUGAUGAUAAUACGUGGAAAGACCUCGGGGCUAAUGACACGAGUGUAAAUAAACCGAAAACUGGAAGACCAGAAAUAUUUCUUAAAGAUUUAACAAAUUUAAAUGCCUCGAUUGAAAAUUCAUUACUGAGAGAAGAAAAAAAAAGGAAAACGUUAACUUUAAAAUUUGGAUUUUCCCUUUUUAGCUUUCUACGUGAAAAAGAAGAACUUAAAAUAAAAGAAGAAGAACAAUUAUCUUACAUAUCUAAUACGGAUGAUGACGAAGAUGAAGAGGAUGGUGAAGAUUAUAACAUGGCGAUGCCAUUGUUCAUGUCGAACAUAAAAGAAGAAGUGCCCGUUAAUAGAAUACAUUUGGAUUUCGUUUCUAGAAAAAUUAAAGGAAACACAUACGCCAAACUUUAUAAAGAAGAUUACAUGAGUGUUAUCGGACCCGAAGUUUACGAGAGAGCAACGAAAUUACCAAAAUUAAAUUCUCCUAUUUAUUCGAAAUUACUCACGAAAUCAUCAACAAGUUUGCCAAACAUCACAGACAAGAAAAAACUUUCGCAAACGAUAAAAAAUUCAUUUGAUUCCAACAUGGAAAGUCAUUCAAUAUUCGGUUCGAUAAAUUCAAAUAAAAUGAAUAAUGAUAAUUUAGUUAACGUGGCUUUAGAUAAAUCAUCCAAUUCGAAAAUAAGUUACGAUUCGGAUGAAAGACUAUUGGAAUCAAGCGUACCUGAUGAUUUAUGUUCUUUUUAUACGUAA
This is a messenger RNA of Pediculus humanus corporis (human body louse), 1572 nucleotides long. RefSeq lists its product as uncharacterized. The coding region runs from base 1 to 1572 and encodes 523 amino acids. The transcript has 7 exons. The record is from RefSeq and is a predicted model, not a curated record. Lineage: Eukaryota; Metazoa; Arthropoda; Insecta; Psocodea; Pediculidae.